Notechis scutatus (mainland tiger snake) is the source of this 1452-nucleotide messenger RNA. Lineage: Eukaryota; Metazoa; Chordata; Lepidosauria; Squamata; Elapidae. The record is from RefSeq and is a predicted model, not a curated record.
UAGAAUCCACUGAGAAAUUCUACAAUGCAGGUCUGGAGAAAGUUAACUUCAAACAAGCUUCAGAAGAUUCUAGAAGACAUAUAAAUGCCUGGGUAGAAGAAAAAACUUCAGGAAAAAUUCAGGAUCUGCUUGGCCCAGGAAUAAUUGAUUCGCGUACAAAACUGGUUUCGUUGAAUGCUAUCUAUUUCAAGGGAAACUGGGCAGAUAAAUUCAACAAAGAUCACACAUCGGAAAAGCCAUUCUGGAUUAACAAGAAUGAAAGCAAAACAGUGCAGAUGAUGUUCAAGAAAGCAAAAUAUAAUAUGGCCCACAUUUCAGCUUAUCAGACUUCUGUUCUUGAGAUUCCAUGUGUUGGUAAUGAGUUGAGCAUGAUCAUUCUGCUCCCUGAUGAGAUUGCAGAUAACUCUACUGGAUUGGAGAAGCUGGAGAGAGAAAUUACAUAUGAGAAACUCAUGGAAUGGAUCAGCCCAAAGAAGAUGUUCCCAAGAGAAAUUGAACUCUCCUUUCCCAAAUUUAAAUUGGGAGAAAAAUAUGAUCUGAAGCCUGUUCUGAGAAGCAUGGGAAUGACGGACGCAUUUGAUGAGGGCAAGGCAGACUUCUCCGGAAUGUCAACUAACAAAGAUUUAGCCCUAUCUGAAGUUGUUCACAAAGCAUUCAUAGAAGUCAAUGAAGAAGGCACUGAAGCAGCUGCUGCCACUGGUGUAAUAACGGUAUUUAAGAGUGCACAGCGUCCAUUAGAAUUAAAUGCUGACCAUCCCUUCCUCUUUUUUAUUACCCAACAAUCUACAAACAGCAUCCUGUUCUUUGGUAGAUAUUCCUCUCCAUAAUGGGUGCAUCCAGCAUAUGUUGGUACAAUGGCUCAGACCCUUAAUUCCUCAUCAGAUUUGUUUAAACCACAUGAUACUGAACUUUCACUAUCACACUUAUAAACUUCUCUGUAAUUAGGGUAGAGAGAGUUCCUUUAUAAUAGUCCACAAUGCUGGAUUUUAAUUCUCUCUUUCCAGAAUUAUUUUUAAUCAAUUCAAGAAAAUAAGUUUUUAGUACAAGAGUUCUGAUUGGUAGAUAAAUCCCGCAAAAUUGGUUUGCUUAUAUAGGAAUGUGGGCUGUGGGCAGAAGCUGUUAAACAUGAAUCAAAUGUAUUACAACACAGAUGUAACUAUGUAUUUGUCCAGUAUACAUUGCCAUGUGAUGAUACAAGUACAGUCAGCUCAGCUUCCAUUGGGACAUCAUGUUUUAUCAUUUGAAUGACGUCAUGACUAGUUGUAGAUGCCUCUGAUAAGCUUAUAAUGGCAAAUGUACACAGUGCUAGAAUGAGGACACGUACAUAUUUUUUGUGAUCAUCGUUUAAACAAAUUUGAUUUUAUGUAACUCAAAUAUCUACAAAUGAUAUUUACCAUAUAUACUUUAAUUCUUAUUUUGCUGCAGUCUUUCAUGUAAUCAAAAUUGAAAUAA